UAAAUAUAUAUGUAACCCAUAUACAAUGCUACACAUAUGCAAAGGAUACAAUCUAAACAAUAUAACUGAAAACAUUUGAUGCGACAAAUAUUUUCAAAUUAGAUCUCACUGCCAGGCCAAUUUCAAUCAGUUAAAGUUUAUCACCAAAAAAUGACGCGCAGCUUAUCAACAACAAACAAAGCGAAUACAAUAAAAACAACAAUAAUAACAGAUUCUAGCUACAAGAUGUUCUCCCGCCAGUGCCUUUCCAGCUCCCCACGCUCUUGCUAUCCCCGCUCAUCAUCAUCUACACCUAACCACAGUCGAGUCCGGCAUUUAGCCAGUCCGACAAGUAACUGGAAUGGUAACUGGAACCUUAGCCUCUUGGCAUUGAUCAUUGCCAGCGGCUGUUUAAUGCUCAAUACGCCAGCAAUUGCGGCUUUCGACAUUGCAACGUGCAAUGUGCCUUUGGGCAUGGAAUCCGGCGCAAUUACAGAUGCUCAAAUCACAGCUAGCUCAGCCCAUGACACGGGAUUCGUUGGGCCACAACACGCAAGACUGAAAACCGAUAAUAAUGGCGGUGCCUGGUGCCCCAAGCAUAUGGUAUCGAAUGCGCUCAAGGAAUAUCUGCAGGUGGACUUGCUGCAGACGCAUGUGAUAACCGCCAUACGGACACAGGGUCGCUACGGCAAGGGUCAGGGUCAGGAGUACACCGAGGCCUAUGUGCUCGAAUACUGGCGACCGGGCUUUGACAAAUGGCAGCGCUGGAAGAACACCCAGGGCAAAGAGAUUCUGCCCGGCAACAUCAACACUUACAGCGAGGUGGAGAACGCACUGCAGCCGAUUAUCUUUGCCUCAAAGAUACGCAUAUAUCCGUAUGGUCAAUACGAUCGCACCGUUUGCCUGCGCGCCGAGAUCGUCGGUUGCCCCUGGGAAGAGGGCAUUGUUUCGUAUAGCAUACCGAAGGGCGUGCAGCGGGGCAUGGAAGUGGAUUUAUCGGACAAGACCUACGAUGGCAAUGAGCAGGGCGAUCGCUAUGUCGAUGGCUUGGGUCAAUUGGUCGACGGACAGAAAGGCAAGGAUAAUUUCCGCACGGAUAUACACGGCUUUGGCAAAGGCUACGAAUGGAUUGGCUGGAGAAAUGAUACGCCCGGUCUGUUGGGCAAACCCGUUGAAAUUGUUUUUGAAUUCGAUACGGUGCGCAAUUUCAGUGCCAUCGUUUUGCAUACAAACAAUAUGUAUACUAAGGAUGUGCAGGUUUUUGUCCAUGCUAAGGUCUUCUUUAGCAUUGGUGGACGCUACUUCUCCGGCGAGCCCGUACAGUUCUCGUAUAUGCCCGAUACCAUAAUGGAUCAUGCCCGAGAUGUUACAAUAAAGCUGCAUCAUCGUGUGGGCAAAUAUCUGAAAAUCAAUUUGUACUUUGCUGUCAAAUGGAUUAUGCUAUCCGAGAUCAGUUUUAUAUCCGUGCCCGCGAUGGGAAAUUUCACAGACGAGCAGGAGCAGCGAAAUAAUGCGCCUGGCAUUGCACAGGAUACACGCGAAUAUCCUUUGCAGAGCAACGACUAUCAGCACAAUCAUAACAAAAACAAACUGAAUGGCGGCGUCUCUGGAGGCGCCAGCAACGGUGGCGCCACCGAUGCCAACGGCAACAACAACAGCUACAACAACGGGCCGCAGUUAAUUGCGCCACGCCCCAUUGAUCAGGAACCGAACGAGGCAAACUUCAUUGGUGUUGUCAUUGUUGUUCUAACCACGAUAAUUAUCCUGCUGGUUGCCAUCAUUUUGUUCAUCGUGUCACGCACGAAGCGCGCCCGUGGCAGCAACGUACUCGAUGCAUUCCAAUACAGCUUCAAUCCAAACACUCUGGGCGGCAAUGUCGACAAGCAUCGCCCCAAUGGCAAUAGCAUUAAGGCCAGCGUCGACGACAGCGACUCCAUUGGCAAGAACAGCCUUUACCACGAGCCCUUCAAUGUGAACAUGUAUACGAGCGGCGUGAACGGCUACGCAGCGGUUAAUGAUUUACAAUGUAAUAUGACGCCAGACUAUACAGAUGUGCCCGAAGGUGGCUAUGCGGUUCCCCAUAUGCAGGACUACAUGCCGGCUUCGAAAAUGGCCAACGCCGGCGGCGGUUAUGUGAAUGUGCGACGAACGCCGCCGCCACCGCUGAGCAGCAUAUUCCCCAGGCCGCCUACGGUGCCGCCGCCGCCUAUGGAGAAAUACUACGCGACCACGGCCAUAUUUAAGCCCAUCAAGGGAGGCUCGGCGAGCGGCGGCGGCGGCAGCAGCAACACCAACACGGUGAGCAGCGGCGGCGGCAAGAGCAGCCACAGCAACCAGGACCAGCUGAAUGGUAUUUAUGAUGACGGCAUGGGCACCAUGAACUCCCAGUCCACGGCACCCAUGAUCAAUCCGUAUAGCAGUGGCAAUAGUGCUGCCGCCGCUGCCGCAGCCGCUGAAUUUCAGCGCGCCAGAACUUACAAUUUCCGCAGCUAUCCAGAUAAUCUCUAGUUCGAAGCCUCACUCAAGUUGGCAGCAGCGGCGGAGCCGACGGGCGCUGGCAGCGAUCUGGCCGCCAGCAAGCACAGCAACGCCUCCACUACAAUGCCCAAAAAGCCGCAGCAUCUGAGUCUCAGCAGCGCCAAUGGCAGCGGCAACACCCUGACCGCCAAGCCCAAAUACAGCCUCACGCUGCACAACAACAGGUACGCCACGGGCAAUGCCAAGAAUCCCACAUCGAUACGCGACAAUCAUCAGCAGCAACAGCAGAGGCAGCACCUCAAGGCGCUGCGCCUGACACGAGACGUGGUCAAUACAGAUGUGAAUAGCUGCGCUCCGGACUACAAGCGACCGGUGCUAACAGGUCUCUCGCCCGCCGACGAUGUGGGCGUUCAUCUGAGCAGAAGUGCGGCGGCUCUUAAGUUUUCCGCUGGACAAGCUGCUGCUGCUGCUGCUGUCAACAAUAGUGAAGCUUCGACUAACCAAACGACAACAAAUGCAACUAAAUUAACUGGUACUACAAUUGGAAAUGGAAAUGGAACUGGAACUGGAAACGCAACGGCAACUGCAACUGCAAUCGCAAAUCCGUUGGCGAAUGGUGUUAUGAGAACACAAAACAACAGGCUGUGGUAUCAUUGAUGAAAACCCCAUAUUAAAUGGAUUUGAGCUCUGGAACUCUACACGGACAUGCAACUAGAAAAUACAAAAUGAAAUACAAGUGUUAAGUACUCGUAAUCGUAUCGUAAAUUUUGUUAGAACCCGCCCCUCCCUUAUAUGGAGAGCACAACGCGUCGAACAAUUAAACCCACUGAGCAAACGGAAAAGAUAAAUUAGCAAAAGUCGAAUAUCUAAGCAACAAUGUAGCGUCGAAUAUAUGCCAACGAAAUGAUAAUGAUACAACUUAUAGAAUACAAUCUGUAAAUAUAUAUAUGUAUACCUAGUAUAUAUUACCAUGCGAAAAGGUAGUGGAAAAUCCAUAUGAUAGUAAAGCGAGCUGAAUUUUUAAUGAAAAGGAUAACAAAACGAAGUAAAAAACAAUAAAAAUGGGCACUAGUUUUUCAUAGAUCAAAUGCAAUCGAGCAGAACAUUAAUGAAAUAUAAAAACAAAAAAAAACGAAUUUAAGGUCUAGCAUUUAGCAACACUUAUUGUUUAAAAAACGAAACGAAAUGAAACGAAGAAAAUAUAACGAUAUAAAAAGAUGAAGUAACUAGCAUAUAAUAAUAGAGUUCAACUGAUUUUUAGUACCUUUCCGAAAGAAAACAAGAACAAAAAAAAAAACGAUAAUUGCAAAACUAACUGUAAAUGCCUGUACAACCCUAGCCCUAAACUAUAUUACCCAGCCCCACAAUGUUUAAGCCCCACUGUAAAUUUCUGUGUAUAAAUUUAGAGAGAGAGAGAGGUAUCCGUGAGAUACAUAGAUUGUUUGCUUACCGAGCAGAUGGAAAUGCCGCGUCAAAAAAAAUUAUGUAGAGACGUUGAUGAUGAUAAAAUUGUAACGGAAUUUAACGGACCAAGAGAGCGUGCAGAGCGUCGUCGCCUAAAACCAAUUAAAAUGAAGUUUUCAUCAAUGAUUUGUGAUUAAAUAUAUAUUCAACUACUUAACUUAUAACAAACGAGAAUAUUCAGUUCUUAAUGCUAAUUAUAAUUUAUGCAAACGUUUUACCCGACAACAAAUGACUCUGACUAUAAAAAUAACUAUGAAUAAAAAAAUAUAUAUAAAUAAA
Messenger RNA from Drosophila novamexicana, 4200 nucleotides. RefSeq lists its product as uncharacterized. The record is from RefSeq and is a predicted model, not a curated record. The coding region runs from base 151 to 2487 and encodes 778 amino acids. NCBI's taxonomy places the organism in Eukaryota, Metazoa, Arthropoda, Insecta, Diptera, Drosophilidae. The transcript has 13 exons.